UGCCGUACUGGUCGACUCACUACAUUUACACACUAAACGACCGAAGUACCGAUAUCCCCACAGAUUUUCAUCUCACCACUCACCUCAACAUCUCGACUCUUCACUGUCCACUACACGGCGCACAUCACACAAUGGGCGACCACUGCUUCACAGUCCACGCCGGGACAUACUUUGACCCCAAGACAAAAUCCUUCCGGAACAAUGUAUCCCUAACAAUCGACCCCAAGCGGGGCUGCAUCGUCCACGUCGCAGACCGCCCGUCUACCAGCUGUGACAUCCAAGACGGCGACAUCGAUCUGCGCCGCAAGAUUGUCAUGCCAGGCUUUGUUGAUGCACACACACAUAUCUUUCUACACUCCUAUGCCGAACGUCCCGCGCAAUCCCAAAUGCGCGAUGAGAGCAUCAUUGAGCGCACCAUCCGUGCCUCCAACCACUGCCGCCGAGCUCUUCUCUCAGGAUACACCACCUACAGAGACCUAGGAACAGAAGGCAUGCAAUCGUUUGACGCCAACCUCCGCGACUCCAUCAACCGCGACCUGCUACCCGGCCCGAGGCUCUUUGUCGCCACCGAGGCCCUCUGCAGCUCCGGCUCCUACGAAGUGCGCUCCGAAAACAGAGCUAACGGCGACACACCCCCUCGAAUAUCUAAUACCUGCGACGGUGUCGACGGCGUGCGCCGUGCUGUGCGCCGGCGGGUCGGAGCCGGCGCCGACAUCAUCAAGUUCUACGCAGACUACCGGCGGCAGGCGAUGCGCUUCCCCAGCGGCCUAGAUCCCAUUUCUUUCUUACCGGCGGAGCACAACCCCGCACGCGUCAUGUUCAGCCAGGACGAAAUGCACGCCAUGGUGUCGGAAGCGAAGCUCGCCAAUCUGCCGAUAGCCUGUCACGCGGGGUCUCUCGCAGGUGCCAUGAUGGCCGCGCGGGCCGGCGUCACGACCAUCGAGCACGGCCACGAAGCAUCGCCCGAUCUGUUCCGCGAGAUGAAACGUAACAAUGUGCUCUUUGUUCCCACACUUGCCGUUGUCGAGGCCAUAUCGCCCGCUGCGCUCCCCGAGGCGCUCCGCACCGCGAAGCUCGCAUUCGACCAGGGCGUCCGCAUGGCGGCCGGCGGGGAUACCGGAGCCUUCAACCAUGGCGAAGGCGCCCGCGAGACUGAACUCCUCAUGCAGGCGGGGAUCCCUGUCGAAGACGCCCUCGAGAUGGUUACACUGGCUGGGUGGGAGGCGUGCGGCGGGGAUCGAUGCGGCUUUCGCUUUGGCUGGUUCGAGGCGGGCAACCGGGCCGAUAUCAUUGCGCUAGACUCGGACCCGAGAACGGAUGCGCAGGCUCUCAGGAAGGUCGGAUUUGUCAUGAAGGACGGCAAGGUCUGGAAGCGCGACGGAAUACCCGUCGGCUUCAUCGAUAUCAUGAUGCAGGAUGCGGGGCACACGGACCCGAGCUGGCAGCUUGUAUAAUAGCCUUUUCGGCAAAAUUACAUGAAACAAGGCACCUCCAUUUACAGCGGCACAUCCCAUCGAUUAAGACUGAAAAAAGUGGUGAUGACAAACGCCACCCCGCUUAGCUUGUACAGUCUCUGGUGCUGGUGCUGGUGCUGGUGCUGGUGCUGGUGCUGGUGCUGCUAUUGUUGCUACUACUAAUCGUUUAGUGAAUGACCUCUCGUAGUGGUGUGCUUGUUUGUGUCGUUCGUUCGUCUUGUGCAUGUCACCUGGCCUGACAAGACACCAACCCACGCUCAAUGUAACAUGGCCUC
This is a messenger RNA of [Torrubiella] hemipterigena, 1750 nucleotides long. Lineage: Eukaryota; Fungi; Ascomycota; Sordariomycetes; Hypocreales; Clavicipitaceae. The record is from the annotation of a GenBank genome assembly.